AUGACAACAAACAUCAUGGGUUGGAUAAAGAGAUUUGUCUACAAUUCUCGACAUAAGCAAGAAAAGAAAAGAGGAAAUCUCAGUGUAUCUGAUAUAGAUGAAGCAGAGAAAACAAUAGUGUAUUUAAUACAACAAGAACCCUUCGGUGGGUUAAGAAAUAAACGAUUGCAAUCUUUGGACACAUUCCUUGAUAAUGGAAUUAUACGAUUGAAAUCACCUGUACUCAGAAGAGAUGAUCAUGAAGAAUUUAAAACGCCAGCAAUUUUGCCAGGAGAACAUCCACUUGUGAAACGUUUGGUGCGGUUUUCAGCUAAAGGUAAUAAUCCUCCCACUGCGCCACCACCAGCAGAUAGAAUUCAAGACGCUGCUGCAUUUCAGAUAACAGGAGUGGACUUUACUGGCCUAGUGAUUCUAAGAGAUAACUCAAAAGCUUGGAUUGCUCUUUUCACCUGUGCGAUGAAUCGUGCCGUCCACCACGAAUUAGUGAUAUCCAUGUCAACGGAGACAUUUCUACUAGCUUUUCAUCGUUUUGUUGCUCGCAGAGGGAAACCUUCAGUCGUAUACAGUGAUAAUGGAACUAAUGUCAAAGGAGCUACCAGUGCUUUUGCGUUAAUUGAUUUUGAGAAAAUUUUCCUUGAAGCAAGAAAAGAACACAUAACUUGGAAGUUUAUACCAUCUAAUGCUCCUUGGUGGAGAGAUUGA
Stegodyphus dumicola is the source of this 702-nucleotide messenger RNA. RefSeq lists its product as uncharacterized. Lineage: Eukaryota; Metazoa; Arthropoda; Arachnida; Araneae; Eresidae. The record is from RefSeq and is a predicted model, not a curated record.